AUGCUCGAUGCACAAAUACCAAGGCGGCGCCCACUGCCGGCUGAUGCUCAAAUGUCCUUCUCCCACUCUCGCACCCGCACAACAUCCUCCAACGUAUUCCCAAUACAAGCCCAACACCCGCCAGCCAUGCACCUGGGCCAACCACAACAGCCUUAUGGCCACAACCGCCGCUCUCCUUCCGUAAACACCUUCAGCACCGUCUCCAGCGGUGGAGGGGCCACUGAGCGUGCCCCGCCCCCGGCCGCGUACCGAAACUCCCCUCCCAGCGCCGACAUACGCCGCUCCACUUCCUCCCGCUCAAACGGCUCCGUACAGCCUGUCGGUUACGUUGCCCUCCUGCGGAAACAGAAGGCCACCGUCUGGUGCGACCGCGCACAGUCCGAGGAUCCGUACAUGCUCGCGAAACAGCGACAAGCCAAGGCCAGGGCCCUCCAAACGGUCGGCUCCGCCACAGCGGCCCCAGGCUCGUCCGGCGGUGGUCGUACGUCCACUGGGUUCAGCAGCGCGGGAGGCAAGGUCGUGGGCAAGAUUCGCCACCACGGAAAGCCUGGAGUGGUCGGCUACGCCCCGGACAGCAACUACGUGGGCGUCGGCGGCGUGCCGCUUCGACUUAGUGCUACAGAAGUGGAAGGCGAGGAAAGCGAUGACGACGAACUUGCAUCGCAGCGACUACAUCACCGUAGAACAGGGAGCAGCGGGCGAUCAAGCACGGCGGGCAGUAUUCAGGGGCGAAGGGCGCUCAAUUACCGCUCGUCGACCGGCAGUGGCCUACAGAUGACCGGUGGAGGUUCACAGAACAGCAGGAGGUGGACUGGCAGCGGAGGCGACAACACACCAGAGCGAAGCAGCAGUCUGGUCGAUGGGGCCAUGGCCGAAAAACGGACGAGCGAUGCUGCAAGCGGCAGGAGUGGCAGCAGCGGAGAGCGUGCCGAUGACGUGCCAGACAUGGGGACUGACGCGGCGCGGCUGGCGAGCAACAGCCUGAUACACUCGGCGCUGACGAGGGAAAAGAGUGUCAAGAAUCCGGACGAGCUGCGUAGGAGAGGCAGUGUCGACGAGAGGACAAUGACGCUUACCUCUGGAAGGCUUUUCAUCGCCAACCCUGACUGA
Messenger RNA from Diaporthe citri, 1110 nucleotides. RefSeq lists its product as uncharacterized. The record is from RefSeq and is a predicted model, not a curated record. Lineage: Eukaryota; Fungi; Ascomycota; Sordariomycetes; Diaporthales; Diaporthaceae. The transcript has a single exon. Bases 1 to 1110 code for a protein of 369 amino acids.